AUGGCGAAGGUGUUUUCCAUGCUGUUCAGCGAAGCGGCGGGUGGAAACGCUGCUGUUGCACAAAAAAACACCAACGUCGUGACAAACUACAACAGCUCUCUUUCGAUGGUAAAGUACCGUGAGCCCAUCUUUACCUACCAAGGUCAAGGCACGAAGAAGCAAGGUGUCUCUCCACAGGAGCACGCCAUCGCGUUCUCGCAUGGGUACACUGCCCAGUUACUACCAGACGAGGCCCCCCUCGUUAAGCAUGCUAUUGGCAUCGUUAUGAAAGAUGGCGAAAGGCCUCUAUCAGCAGCGUCGAGGAUCUAUUUCGGGAUUCACCAUCCAAUCCAAUACAACGUCAAAGUAAAGGACCUUGGCGUUGUACAUGAAGACUGGUUGCCAACCUUUAUUGGCUAUUGGAAAAUGGAGAAUGUUUCCGACACUGCGCAAUCUACCGAAAUUACCAAUGAGGCUGCUCAAGAUGACGAUUCCUAA
Molecule: messenger RNA, 477 nt
Organism: Alternaria viburni
Lineage: Eukaryota; Fungi; Ascomycota; Dothideomycetes; Pleosporales; Pleosporaceae
Exons: 3
Coding region: 1-477 (158 amino acids)
Source: RefSeq, a predicted model, not a curated record